Messenger RNA from Salvelinus fontinalis (brook trout), 4077 nucleotides. Its product is annotated as coiled-coil domain-containing protein 9-like. Bases 202 to 2331 code for a protein of 709 amino acids. The record is from RefSeq and is a predicted model, not a curated record. The transcript has 15 exons. NCBI's taxonomy places the organism in Eukaryota, Metazoa, Chordata, Actinopteri, Salmoniformes, Salmonidae.
CAAAGAAGAAGAAGACGAAGGAAAUGAAUAUCGGGACACAUUGUCGUGGAGCUGAAAUUGAGACAUUGUAUUGAGCACACUGUCUGUAACAACAACGCACUUUGAUAAAGGCUGAAUUUCUCAGACUUUAAAAAAACCCACAUCAUCUGGAAGAAGCAGGAUUUCAGUCCACCACCUGCGUACAAGGACAGCCUAGAGGCCAUGUCUACAGUGGUGGAUCUCAAGACAAAGGAGGAGAAGGAUGCAGCGCUUGACAGACGGAUCGAGGCUCUGCGCAAGAAGAAUGAAGCUCUGGUCCGGAGGUACCAGGAAAUAGAAGAGGACAAAAAGAAGGCGGAGCAGGAGGGUAUUGCCGUGAAGACGCACCCACCCAGGAAGGGCCGCCCUCACGAUGGCCCGCCAGAGGGAGACCGAUGGAGGACAGAGAAAGAGAACUUCACUGUCACCGUAGACCUCUCCAAACCUGCAGGGGAGAAACGGGUGAUCAAUGACUGGAAACAAGGGCCACCGCGAGACAGGCGGGACUCUGAGGAGGGAUACGACCCCAGACCCCAAGGUGAAAGCCCCCCGCGGAGGGCUUCGUCCGGGCGGCUCAGCAGGGGUGGACAGAGAGGGGGAGGAUCACGGCAGGAGAGGAGAGAGCAACGCACUGACAGACCCCUAGCAGACUCACGCCAGUCCCAUGACAGACCACCAAGAGAGGGGAGACCACCAAGAGAGGAGAGACCACCAAGAGAGGACAGGGGUCCAAGCAUGGAGGGGCCAGGAGAGGGCCCCGGCCGCAGUGAACGUGCCCCACGCAGAGGAAGGGGAGGAAGAGAAAGAGAAGGAGGACCAACACCACAAGGUGGUGACAGGAAGUCUAAGGAGUGGGAGGAGAAAAGGAGGCAGAACAUUGAGAAGAUGAACGAGGAGAUGGAGAAGAUUGCAGAGUAUGAAAGAGGACAAAGGCCUGCCGAGGGAGACAAGCCCAUCCGUAACUUCCUGGAUGACCCGCGGCGCUCCGGCCCAGUCCCGGACAUGGACCGCAAGGAGGGCAGCCGCCGACACGUCCGAAACUGGGGCGGUGUAGACUUUGACAACGUGAAGACAGGAUCUGAGCUGGAGAAGGAGUGGACAAGUCGGAGACCAGGAGGCCCUAAGGGCUCCAUGGAUAUGACCAUGUCUAUGACUGGCCGGGAGCGUGCCGAGUACCUCCGCUGGAAGAAGGAGCGUGAGGAGAUUGACGAGGAGCGUCUGGCCAGGCACAGGAACGCCACGGGCCAGUGGAGACGGGAAUGGGACGCCCAGAAGAUUGACGGCUUGUUCAAGGAGGACCCAGCUGUGGCUGUGGAGGGCAUGCUGCCAGACCAGGGAGGCAGAGACGAAAUGAAGGGGCCUCCCAAGGCGCCAACGUUCGGAGACUUCCUGGGGCAGGGUAGAGGACCCAGGGAGGGGACGAGGGGACGAGGACAGAGCUACAGCAUGCACGAUAACCGCUGGGAGGCGGAGGAGGAGAAAGAGAAGGAAGACAAACCCAAGAAGGAGGAGAAGACUUGGAAGGAGGAACGGAAGCCCAAAUCUCCCUCAUCACAAAAUAUGGAGAAGAGUGGUGAUGCAGAUGAGGAUGAGUGGGAGGAUGCCAGCGACGAAGAGGACUAUGAUACGGACGGGGAUGAUGACGAUGAGGGGGAGGAGGAAGGGAGAGACGGACAGUCCACGAAGAAGGCACCUCGCCCAGAAACCACAGCAUUAAAGCCCGUCGCCACCUCACCCCUUCCCUCCACUCCCCCCUCCGCAACCAGUCCCAAAGAGAAGCGCACCCCGAGGCCCAAGGUCUACAUCCCCUCCCCACAGGAGGCUCAGAACUCCCCCGAUGGCCUCAAGCCCCUCAGUCCCUUUUCUCUCCUGGACGGCCACCAGCCGGUCAGAGACUGGGGGGAGGAGAUGGAGAUGCAGUCACCCCGGAGCAGUAUGGGGGAAAGCCUCCCAAAACCCCCCAGCACUGAUGAGGGCCCUGCCCAGGUUAAAGUCCAAGAAGACAGCCGCAACUCCAGCCCCAGUCCCAACGAGAAGGAGAGAGACAAACGGACAGUUGUGGUCACUGCUGCUCCACCAGAGGAGACUCUGAUCCGGGAAAAAACUCCCGCAUCAUCAUCAUUAGAUCCUGUCUCUACACCCACUGAUCCCCCAGAGAAAGAGGAGACCACAGCCAUUCCACCAGCCCUGGAGACACCUGCUACCCCCACAGAGGAUGAGGCUCCUGUCCUGGAGGCUGACCAGAGCCUGUCUGGGCUGGCCACAGCCCCAGAGACGGCCCCAGACACCUCAGAGCAGUCAUCUUCAGGCUGAGAUCUGCUCUAGGAAACUGACUUUUCAGUACUAGUGGUUCAUAGAUGGGAGGAUGAGGGGAGAAAAGAAUGACAAGAAGGAAGAUAGUGUGCCUCGUGCACCAUGACUGGAGCAGCCAUCACAGACAGCCUGGAGGGAUGUGGUCGGGCACCUGGCCUCCAAACCGCUUCCUCUCCUCAACAAUCAGACCACGUAUGUUCUGUUCUGUUUGACUAGGAGCAGCACCUUAUAGAAUAGUGAUACUGCCGUUCAUUUGAGCCACUAUGGUAAAUGGCUUGGGUUUUAUAGCAGCCAAUCAGGAUGUAACUGAUGUCAACAAAACCCUGACUUGUUUUUACCUUUUUGUGUUAUUGGUUUGUGUGUGAUUAACAAAUCAAACUAUUACAUUUCGCAAAGACUGAAAAAUAUGAAUUUCUCUUACCUCAGUUUUUCAACCUUUUUUAGCAUUUUUUUAAAACCACCUCUUUGGAAGGUCAAAGAGACUAUGCCCCUUCAACAUGGCUAAAAAUGCCAUCUUUGGCAUGCUAACAGUUGAAAGAGCAUUCUCCUUGAAUGUAGACAUCCUGGUGAUGGUUUAUCCACACUUGUUUUUAAUAGCCCUUACUUUAUUGCCAAGACCCCCCCCCAAAAAAACUGCCACUGUUAGUGUCCCAAAUGGCACGAUCUCUAUAUAGUGCACUUCUUUUGAGUCCUAUGGGCCAUGGUCAAAAGUAGUGCACUAUAAAGGCAAUAAGGUGCCAUUUGCAAUGCGAACCCUCUCUUUGUGAAGUGUGCAUGGAUAAGGAUUGGCCUUAAAAUGUAAUACUUUUCAGUUAUAUUUUGUCAUGAAACUGAUAAUGUGAACGAAUAUAAGCCAUGCCAUUGAAUAAUGUACAUUCUGUCUCCUGAUAAUGUAACAAUGUUGGUUUACAUUUGGGACCCCAAGAGGAGUAUAGUUAAAUGUUAUUCCGUUAUUUUUAAGUGGGGUACACUGUACUUAAAUACAGGCAUCAUGUGAUCCUGGCAAUUAUGUUUGUUGAUAACCAUGACAAUCCAAAGCUUUCCUUUAAUUUCUUAUUUGCAAUAGAUCGCUAGUGGCGUUUCUAGUUUUAAUCAAGGGGCAUCAGAACAUGUAGCUCAACAAGCCAAGAUUUUGGUUAGAUUUUUAAUCUUGUUGGCUUUUUAGCCUACUCUUAGUCAUGAACUCAAACUCUGGCUCACCUAUCAUGUUCAGGAGCACAGAUAUUGAACUAUGCUUUAAUUUUAUUUCUCAAAAAGUAAUGAAGAGGUGAGAUGCGAAGUCAAGAACCCAAGGAAAUGCAAUAUGUAGCCUAUAGUAUUUUGAAAGCAACUAAACAUUCCAGUGUUUUGUGUGUGGAGUGGAAAGGCAUCUAUUGUCAUUUGCAUUCGUAUAUCCUCGUUUUCCGUUUCUGAUGACUUCGUGAUUGUAUUAUAAGCAUCGAAUUUACCUGCAAUUUCUUCGUUUGAAUACAAAAUUGCGUUGAUUUUUGGAGUGGAAUGUAACUGGCCUAUCUAAACUAGCUUGACCCGAAAUCGAAUACAUCAGUUGAUAACCAUGAUUUUUUUUUAUUCCAAGAUAUUGACACUUUAAUCAAUCAAGCAGGAGAUUACAAUUGAAAGCUUUUUGAUUUGUCAGGAAACUCAUUGUUUCAUAUGCAACUGUCAAAUUUUCAACAUGAAAUGUAUUCUGUUUUAUUUUGCUUCUUAGUUUUCAUAUCAAAUAAAUGUAUGGUGGUACGGUCUCAA